CCUCAGCGGGCGGCGGUGUCGGGAUGCGGUCCGUUAGCUACGUGCAGUGCGUGGCGCUCGACUUCGGCGGCAGCCUCUUCCCGCACGCCAUUUGCCUGGGAGAUGCUGACAAUGACACGCUGAAUGAGCUAGUGGUGGGAGACACCAACGGGAAGCUCUAUGUUUACAAGAAUGAUGACAGCAAACCCUGGGCUGUGCGAUCUUGCCAAGGAAUGCUCACAUGUGUUGGCGUGGGAGAUGUGUGCAAUAAAGGAAAGAAUCUUGUGGUGGCGGUGAGUGCAGAAGGCUGGUUUCAUCUUUUUGACCUGACAUCUUCAACUUCAAAACAUCCAGAUCCUUCAGGUCACCAUGAGUUGGCAGCAGCAGAAGAGCAGAAGCCAGUGUUCAAGCAGCACAUUCCUGCCAACACCAAGGUCAUGCUGAUCAGUGACAUUGAUGGAGAUGGGAAGUGUGAAUUGGUGGUGGGUUACACUGACAGGGUGGUACGUGCCUUCCGCUGGGAGGAUUUGUCAGAGAAUUCAGACCACGUCUCUGGGCAGCUGCUGCUACUGAAGAAAUGGCUGCUAGAAGGUCAGGUGGACAGCCUCUCAGUGAACCCAGGCCCCGAUGGCUCACCGGAGAUGAUGGUGUCUCAGCCAGGCUGUGGUUACGCCAUUCUGCUGUGCACCUGGGACUCUGAGCAGCAGGCCACGACAGAGGGAAGAAACAGCUCUGCACCAAGCAGCGAGGCUCCUAUUCGAGAUGUUAUUCUACACCAAACAUCUGGACGGAUUCACAACAAGAACGUUUCCACUCAUCUAAUUGGUAGCAUUGGCCGAGGCUGCUCCAGUGAGAACAGUGGCUCAGGUCUCUUCGCUCUCUGUACUCUGGAUGGGACAUUGAAACUCAUGGAGGGAGCAGACAAGCUGCUCUGGUCUGUGCAGGUUGAUCACCAGCUGUUUGCUUUGGAAAAGCUGGAUGUUACUGGCAAUGGGCACGAGGAGGUGAUUGCCUGUGCGUGGGAUGGUCAGACGUACAUCAUCGACCACAAUCGGACUGUUGCCAGAUUUCAAGCAGAUGAGAAUGUCAGUGCAUUCUGUGCAGGCCUCUAUGCAUGCAAAGGAGGAAGCAACAGCCCCUGCCUGGUUUAUGUCAGCUUCAAUCAGAAGAUCUACAUCUACUGGGAUGUGCAGCUGGAGAGAAUGGAGUCCACCAAUCUGUUGAAAAUCCUAGAUUGUGACCCAGAGUUUGGAAGUCUCCUGCAGCAGCUGGGUGUGGAAAGAAGUGACGUUUCUGCUGUCAGAGAUUUGAUUCACAAAACACUGUAUUUUCCAGAGAAAGAAGAGCAGAGCAGCCCCUGGCAGUGUCAGGACUCUGCUGGAACAGACUCUGCUCACUACACUGUAGUCCAGGAUCCCUUAUAACAAGUCACAUGGAGGUUGAUAUCUCUAAGACCAGCAUACAGUCUUCUCCAUCUGGAAUUGGGCAUCUAAUGAAGAUGAAACUGUUCUUUUGACAUCUCUGUCAAAGCUUCCAGACAGCAAAGGCUGUACAGGCUGGGUUCUGUGGAGGGAUGUGCUUGGCUGUAGAUUGGGUGAAAGUGGUGGGUUGAUUUGCUUCUAGCUGAGGAAGCUAUCAGAACAGCAAGAGUCCAGGGUCCUGCUCCUUGGCCUUCCAUUGCCAGUUUCCAUAUUCUCUGCUAGCUAAAGUGUUUUAUGGGUGACUGUGAAGGAGCACUGAGGCCAUAGAUGGAGAGGAUAGCUCAGUCUCUGUUUUGUCCUAUUCUUACAGCUGCUUUAGCGAUUAUUUCUGAGUAGGAUCAGUGCAGGAACUGCAGAUGGAGGAGUUGAGUUAGGGAGCAGGCAAGGGCCUUCUCUCCUAUUUAGGUGUGUUUUUAAAGUAGACCCAGGCAUUGUUUGCCUUUGCUCUGCUCUUCUACUAAGCAAUUUUUCACAAACCACCUCCUGUUCUAAGGAGCUGGAGACAUGCAUAAGAAUGACAACUUGCACUAAUAAUGUGUUGAGAGUUAACAGCUGCAGUGAACCCCAGCUGUACACAAGAGGCAUUGCUUGUCUCCAUUUUCUUGAGCGGGGUGAUCCCAGAAAUUGCACUGACUUAGCAAAGCAAGUAUGAGCUGGGCAAUAAGAGGAAUCUGUCUUAACCAUGGAUCUGUGGUGCUGUGAAGGUUUGGCUAUUCAAUAAUAAUCAGUGGAAAUGCCACACUCCCCUCUUGUGGAGAAUGCCAUGCCAUUUUGAGUCCUGCACAGCUGAAAGAGGUGGGCUGGAGGUGAUGUUCCACUUGCUGGUAUACAGAGUCUGGAAAAGGCUGGUGCUCACCCAGGCUGAUGCUACACGAAGGCACAGGCAGGAAUCUUUCCUGCUGGUGUUAUGCUUUUCCCCAUCUCCACUUGCCCCUUGCCUAACUCUGCUUAUUAGGAUAGGAGCAGCAGGCUCACCUGCUGUUUUACAUCUAUUAUCUUUCACUUGUGUGAUGUUUUAUUGAACAUGCACGAUGGAUGGAGCUGUCCCUGCAUCCUUAUGGCAGUCUGAGAGGGUUUGCAUCUGAGUCUGAGCAAAUGUGAGCUCUCUUUAGCAAAUGGUGGUGUUUAAAGAUCCUGCAAGCUGUCGAAAACCUGCCGUGCUGUACUCUGCAGAACAUACAAGGGCAGCCCUAACUGGGAGAAAGAACUUUGUAUAGAGGAAAGGAGUGUCUUGCCCUCGGGUCAAAAGGAUUGUUGUUGAAGGAGCCCUGUGUGGUAGAAGGGCAGAUCUUUACAUAACCCCUUCUUUGCAGUUUCCAUCUGUAGAUUUAUAUAAGCUUCGUAGAGGACAGCUUCUGCCCGCUGUGUUGAACAGCUGUGAAAGUUGAAGCAUAGAGGAGUGAAAUAUUAUGGCCUGCUCUCUUCUUGCUUCUCAGACCACUUUAUAUUCUUACUCUGCAACUACAAUAGAAGUUUCUCUCCAUUUUAAUGACCUCACUAAGAAGCAUUUUUAAAGGUGCCUCUGUCAUACUAAGUGCUUGUGCACAACUGGACCCUUCAGGCAGGAGCUCUCAACUCCUAAUAGUGCUUUAGGGACAGGGGUGCUUAGAGCAGCAGGGCUUAAGUUUGUUAGCUGUGGAGAGCUGAUCGUGUAGGGACCGUCUGCUGAUGGGGUAAAGCAAGGAGUUGUCAUGAAGCUUGUGGGCUCUGGACUGUAACCUCAGGAAAUGGUCUGCUCUCAUGGUGCUGAGAUGUACAGACACCCAUCCCAGUGGGCAGUCACCAUUGCUUCUGGGAAAUUAGUUGGUAUGAACCCUUGGGUUCUCAUCAGUCUCACAGUCCUUUCCUAAUGAGGAUGAGUCUUGUUGGGGCUAUUAACUAGAUCAUAGUAUAUCGAUUUGUGCUACUUCCAGGUUUUUGUUUUCCAAAACGUAAAGCCACUCUUUCCGAUCACCAGAACAAGUAAGGAUUCUCCCAUCUCUCCUUUCAGGUGAAGUAGUAGCAGUUGCUACUCUUGUCUCCUCCCCUUGGAGACUGGCUGAACUGGGGAGAUGGAGAUGUCCCUACGGGUGGGGUGAACAGUUUGUUUAAUCUGUAUUCUGGGAUACUUUCCGCCUAGCCCUGUCGCUACCUGAUUUUAAUCUUGCACUUCAAAAUUAGUGGAACUAGCAGGAAGAGGGACCAUAGUGGAGCAGGACUCUGCAGAGCACUUUCCAGAAGUGUACAGUAGAAACGACAUUGUAGCAAUGUCCAUGAAGAGGCCUGUGUCUUGCAUAUCCUGUUCUUCCAUCCUGAACAAAGACUGCUCUUCCUCUGCUUAAGGCUGCGUAUUUUCUUGUCCUCCUCCCCACUGCACACACACCCCCACCCCGCCCCAAUUCUGUGGCUUCUCCCCCACCAUGGACAAAAAUAGUAAUGAGCAACAGAUAGUAAUGCCCGAGUUUUCAGUCAUGGCUGGCACAACCGGGCAUAUGUACAGCUGCGCACAGGAGGGGCUCUCCUGCUGCGUGUGCUUUGACAAAAACAGACAGAGUCCUACCACAGCUUGUGCCUGCCAUGGCCGCACUCAGCGUUGUCUGGCUUUGAUGGGGCAGAUGUUCUCCAUAGAAUAGUUCUCUUGGUAAAUGUGCUGGGUUUAUGUGUGUGUGGAGGGGGUUUUGGGAGCGGGGGAGGGGGCUACAGCAGUGGCCCCUGUGAGAAGCUUCUUGAAAGCUCCCCUGGCUCCAGGUUGGACCUGCCUCUGGCCAAGGCUGAGCCAGUUAAUGAUGGUGGCUGUGCCUCUGAUAACAUAUUUAAGAAAGGGAACUUGAGAGGGGGUUGAGACUUGGGAGGGUCUAUGAGAAGGACAUUGACUGCACACUGAGGUCAGUGGAAGAAAGGUGGUGGUGGGGAAGUGUCCCAGAGCAGAGACCCCCCCUGCAGCCUGUGGUGAGAGGUCAGGCUGUGCCCCUGUGCCCGUGGAGGUCACCAGUGGAGCAGGGUCACCCUGCGGCCUGUGGAGGACACCACGCUGGAGCAGGGGGCUGUGUCUGGAGAAAGCCAGGACUCUGGCAAGAAGAAGAGCCCGCUGUUUAGCUUUGGGUUGACACAGGCUGAGGGAUAUGGUGUAGUUGAGAACUGUCAAUGUUAGGUCAGUGGUUGGACUAGGUGGUCUUAAAGGUCUUUUUCAACCUAGAUGAUUCUGUGAUGUGGGGGUGACCCACACCAGAGUAGCAUGGGAAUGGCUUCAUCCUGCGGGAAGGAUUCAUGACAGAGUUUGUGGAGGUCUCCUGUGAGAGGGGAACCCCAUGGAGGAGGGGCAGCAUGCAGCAGAGUGCUUUGGACUGACAGCCAACCCCACCCCUUGCCCCCGCCCUGCUUGGGGGAGGAGGUAGAAAUAUCAGGAACAAACCUGAGCCUGGGAAGAAGGGAGGGGUGGGGUUAAGUUUUUUUUAAGAUGUGGUAAUGCUUCUCACUGUCUCAUUCUGUCAGUGUUUUGAAUUAAAGUGAUCUUUUUUCUUCCCCCUAGAGUCUGUCUUUUGCUUGUGACAGUUAAUGGCUGAGCUACCCCUCUCUGUCCUUAUCUGGAUUCCUGAGCCUUUCGCUUCUUUUUCGCCUUCCCAGUGCUAUGGGGGAAGGGGGGAGUGAAUGGCUGCGUGGUGCUCAGUUGCCCUCUGGGCUCAAACCACGACAGUCCACUGCUGGGACCCCAGGGGAGCCUGAAGCAUUUUAUUUGAGAGCUGGGCCAGGCUGAGCUAACUCAGUAGCUGGGUCUUACAGGUUAUUGCAAUGUAUAUUGUAAUUCCUUCUUGAGGCCUAACAGGAAAACAGGAUUGUCUACACUCGUAACAGAAAACAGCUCAAUGCUGUCUGUCCAUGCCAAAUAUAAACCUUUAUUAGCAACAGAAGCGCCAGGGGGCUACAAAUGGUUGUGUGACUGAAAGUGCUUUAUGUAAAACAAACUUUGACAUACAGGUCAAAUGACUUCCCAGGAAGGAAGGUCAAAUUGAUCCACUGUUGCGCAGUUAAUUGUUGAGAAGGAACAGGAAAGCAUUAAUGGAGGAGAGAUGACAUUUUCCUAAGAACCAUCUUUAAAAGAAAAUGGGACAAAACCAGUGUAAAUGUUGGACAGGGCAACCUGUGCAACCGAGCCCUCUUAUUGGCCUGAGGAUGACAUAGCUGUGUGCUGUGCAGACCUGGGCGUGCUGCGCUGUUGAAAACAGAGGUGAGAGGAUACAGACACCACAGAUCAUCCGUUCCCCAAAACUCUUCAGCUCUUUAAACCAUUUGAGAGGAAAAAUAUUAAUGUUUGAGAGUUUCCCCUGACAAUUUUACAUUGUUUACAGCACGUAAUAACUUGCAGAUGCAUUUUGCUCCUGUGCCCCUUGUGCACAAAAUAAAAUGAAAACUACAGAAGAAUUAAUUGGAACUUCAGUACUGUUCUUGGCCAAAACAUAACUUUCCUUCUUUUUUCAUGCCCUGAACCCCAGAGUGACAAUUAAUAGGCUGGCUACAGUCAAUACUUCCUGAAGUCAAUCCUUCAGGCUACUUCCACUGGCAACAAUUUUCUGUGAAGUACACGUCUACUCAGAGAGGAGUCACGUAGGCUCUGUCUCUGGUCUAAUGGAGUUACAUUACACUUCCACUGUAACUCGGUGCUCGUUCCUGCCAGCCAACACAAGCUACAGACUUGAAAUUAGAAGUUGUUCCUUCCCACGCAGCAGAAAAUGUUGUUUGCUGCAUCCUACUCUGCAGCAGAUUGGUGUACCCACUGGUGCCAGGAAGCUUUUCGAUGUCAGGAUUUGCAAGACAUGUUUGUAUGUGCCAGUGCCAGCACACAGCAAGUGAGGAGUCCCACAGCAUUCUCAGACACUGCCGGUAUUUGCAGAUAAAUGAUUCAUGGCUUUGGUUGUGAUGCUCAAUUUACUAGCAAGAAAAUAAAGGGGAGGGGGUUGCUUUAUUUUCCUGAGACAUAAUAAACCCACUGGCCACCCUUGGCCUCAUUUUUUUGAUCUCCCUGCUGAAUGUAGUUAUUUCUGUAACUCUUCAGGUAUAUCCUGGCAUUUGCCAGUGGAGUCUCUUGAAAGGAGGACUGACUGCAAACCUGUAGGUGACUCAGUGGAUUUCAGUUCUGUAACUCGCCUGCUGGUAGUGAAAGAAGGAGCAGGCCUCUGGGAAUAUGGAUGGCUGGAGCUCCCAUUUCAUUUUAAAUCAUGUGACCCCAAGCUCCUGGAAAUGGUCCUGAUUAUGGCUUCGGCAGAGUGCUUGUUCUUGGGAGAGGUUUCUCUCUU
Molecule: messenger RNA, 6730 nt
Organism: Athene cunicularia (burrowing owl)
Lineage: Eukaryota; Metazoa; Chordata; Aves; Strigiformes; Strigidae
Gene: ITFG2
Product: integrin alpha FG-GAP repeat containing 2
Exons: 12
Coding region: 24-1403 (459 amino acids)
Biological process (GO): regulation of TOR signaling
Cellular component (GO): KICSTOR complex
Molecular function (GO): protein binding
Source: RefSeq, a predicted model, not a curated record